Molecule: messenger RNA, 1672 nt
Organism: Callorhinchus milii (elephant shark)
Lineage: Eukaryota; Metazoa; Chordata; Chondrichthyes; Chimaeriformes; Callorhinchidae
Gene: fgl1b
Product: fibrinogen like 1B
Exons: 8
Coding region: 70-1053 (327 amino acids)
Source: RefSeq, a predicted model, not a curated record
AUAAGCAGCAGUUACGGGAGAUUUAUCUGCAGUUUUACUAAUAGUUUCCCACAGCUCAGAUUACCGGCCAUGAAGCUUCUGAUUUUUCUGCUUUUCUUGGAUCAAAGCUUAGCAUCCCACCGUUUGGACAGUGAAAUUUGCAUGAAUGAGGUCUACAAACUCCAACGCCAGUUGAAACACUUACAGAAUCAGUUCCUGCUUGGAGCUUGGCGACUGUAUGAUAUCAAAGAACGUCAUAUAAACUGGGUAAAGGAAAAGAGUGAAAUAGGAAAGAAAGAGGACGGGGCAGGAUUACAUCCCACUGCUGAAAAUCUCCUUGUACGUGAUUGUUCUGAGGUUUACAAUAGUGGGGAAACCACAAGUGGGUAUUACAGAAUUCAACCAAAAGCUAUCGUUGAACCUUUUCUUACAUACUGUGAUAUGUCAGAGGGUGGUGGAUGGACAGUCAUUCAACGCCGCAGUAAUGGGAAAGUCUAUUUUAACAGAGGAUGGGAUGACUACAAAUCUGGAUUUGGAUUGUUUCAAGGGAAGAAGGAUGAAUACUGGCUGGGGAAUGACAAUAUCUACCACAUUCUAGCUAACGGAAAAUAUUUACUGAAGAUAGACCUUGUCGAUUGGAAUGGAGAAAAGAGAUAUGCGACAUAUGAAAAUGUCAGGGUUUCCAAUGAAAAGGAUGGAUAUAGGCUUGAAUUCGGAUCCUAUAGUGGAACUGCAGGGGACGCCUUGUCUGGUGGCUCAGAGCCACAGUUAGUGUGGUCGGGCGGUCACAAUGGGAUGCAGUUCACUACAUCAGAUCAAGACCACGACAGAUUCUUUCAAGGCAACUGCGCUAAAGAAAAUGAUAGCGGCUGGUGGUUUAACAGGUGCCACACCGUCAACCUGAAUGGAAAAUAUUAUCGCCAUGGCAAUUACACGGGAAACACGGACAAAGGCAUCAUAUGGCACACGUGGACAGGAUGGUGGUAUUCCCUGAAAUUCACAGCCAUGAAGGUGCGGCCUCAGUACUUUUUCCCAGGUGUUGGAAGUGGAGAUUAUGAAAACAGUGUCUGGUAGGGUUCUCUCGAGCAGGAACAGCACCGGUUCUUGGGAACGGGCAAAAUAAAAUUAUGGUCAGUUUUAUUAUGUUCCCCUUCAAAUCCCUCCAUGGCCACGCCCCACACUUAACUCUGCGACCUCCUAUAACCUUAUUGACCCUUCGCUCAGCGAAUGCCAGCCAGCCUGCUUCAUCCAUCACCCUCCCACCAUCAGUGGGCAAGCUUUCAACCAACAACAAUAACAACAACGGCUUCCUCCACACAGGGCAGUGUCUCAAAGCGCUUAGCCAUUCCACCUCUGCUCUCUGCUCUCAACUCCCUCUGACUCGCACCAACCCCCAACACCUUACUCCCCACUUGAAAAAGUCUGCCUCAUAACGUACCUCUUUGUACUUUUGGGCAACUUUUCCCCUCUCCGCCUGCCUCCUUCCUCAGCUUCCCUUCAUCCCCAGAUCAGGCUCCCAGACAGCUCUGUAAAGCACUUCGAAACGUGCUAUGUAAAUGUAAAUUGUAUUCUUUUAUUGUAUUCAGGUAGGAGAAGAAGAUUAUUGUUUUAUAUCUAAUCAUUAAUAAUGUUUGUCUAAUCAUGAAUACACAGUCAAUCCACUUUCCUAUGAAACGCUUUGAAACGUCUCAAU